Messenger RNA from Mollisia scopiformis, 1307 nucleotides. RefSeq lists its product as uncharacterized. The transcript is spliced from 2 exons. Lineage: Eukaryota; Fungi; Ascomycota; Leotiomycetes; Helotiales; Mollisiaceae. The coding region runs from base 114 to 872 and encodes 252 amino acids. The record is from RefSeq and is a predicted model, not a curated record.
CUCUCAGAAUCUUCUGCCGUACAAUCAAGAACACGAUUUGUCAACUUCAACUAACUCUUUCGAAAUAAUUCAAGAAUCACAAUCAUUCAAUACAACCAAACAACAAGAACGAAAUGGCAUCAAACGAAGUACCAGAAUUUCUCUACCACGUCAAGCGUACGGUAACAGACUAUUAUGAAGACAACUCCGGCGCUACCCGCAUGGUCGAUAUCCUAGGAACCUUCACCCAACUCGCUGCCGCCAAGCAAGCCGCAUACUCAGCUCUUGCAUCAGAAGGCUAUCUCCGCGACGACUUCGAGAAGUACGAGGCAAAACAUGAGGUUGAGGCCGAAGAGUGGAAGCACCCUGAUGGAGUAGUUACGUUUGCCAAGGCACCUGCUGGCCAAGAGUUCGAGGUCCGUCUUGAUACGAAGCCAAACGAGAUGAAGCUCAAGGGCGAUGCUGCUGGUGAGGUUGAGGGCCACUUGCAUUAUGUCUUGCAAACCACAAUUAACUACAACAACGACCGUAUCGGUGGCAUCCAAAAUACCGAAGUCGAAGGCACAUACCUAACCCGCAAGGCUGCAUUCGAAGCCGCAAAGACCUGUCUCCUCGACGAAGAAGUAACAAAGGAGUCUUUCGCCGAGUACGACGAGAAGGAACAAUUCAAGGGCGAGUGGCCAUACGGUGAUGAGUGCUUGGUUCAUGCUGUUGGUGAGACGGGCGAGAACUUCUUGGUUUCCGUCAAGGCUCAACCACAUCAUCAUAAGGGACAUGGGUGUACGCAUCAUGGAGGAAAGAAGUGCGAGUGUUCAUGCACACAUGCGGAGGGUGGAUGCAAGCACAAGCAAUGCAAGCAUGAGGAUUGUGAUUGCAGUAAGAAGAGUCAUUAAGGAGAGGCACUUGCUGGUGGGUUGGUGAUACGGCAUUGAGGGCGUCUUGGCGAGAUUGGGAAACAAAAUAAUUGGAAAUAAUUGGUGAUAGGCUGGGUGAUUUGCCUUGAAGACAGCAUGGUAUUUGCAGAUUUACAAUCUUGCACUUCAACUUGAUACAGUCUUUACGCAACGUGAUCAUCAUUUCCGAUUCAUUGAAGGACUUUGCUUUAGUCAAAAACCAGAUUGCGAUAGCAGACUUAUGGCCACGUCCUACAAUAAUCAACUGUGUACUGGCCUGGAACGAAAAUGAGAGGUUUUUGGACCAGACUGGUCGUCCGUCAGCCUGACCUAUUGAGGUCAGAGCAAAUAUAUUCUCUUCUGCUUGUUACUGACUUCGGUUAUACCUCUGUAUACGACUAUAAAAGACACGAAGUGACCGAGCGUACUAAGGGA